UUAAAAAUGUGGUUUAAAUUAGUAUUGGGACUGACCGCAGUAUUAUCAGUAACUUCGAUUAGAGUUGAAAUCGACAAUGGAGAACAAAAAGAUAACACUUCAGUGCAUCCCCCUACUGAACAUUUGCAUGAGCCAGUCUACUUCGAGAAUCUUGAAGACAGAACAUUUCUUAUUCCCCACGAGCCUGAAAAGCGUGCUCAAGUUAUAAUAGAUGGAGCUCCGAAGCUGGCUACGUAUUUGCUACCGCCAUUGACUGGGAAACAAUCAGACUAUCAAUACCAACAGAAUCCUCCUGGCGAGCAAAGCGACUGGUACCCAAUGACAUAUUUAUCUCAAAACUCUCCCAAUACAGUACCGAUCAUACUAACGGAGGUAAACGAAACUGAAGCUCUCAAAUUAAUAAAGAAUACACGACAGCAAAAAGAGUUACAACACGAACAACCAUCUGUACCAACACCGUCCACAGAAUUGCAACCCCCGGCUCCGGACGCACCCAAUGACUACAUAGUUACUUCUCCUACUGAGGAAUUAGAAUAUCCUAAGAAUAAUAUACAAAGAUUAAACGGCCAUAGAAGUUUGGAACAUCAACGUCUCACGUUCAAUGGCGGUCAAAAUAGAUUUUUACCUCACUUCCAAAGCUUGUAUAAAGAGAAAUUGAUCUUGCCACAAAUGUUACCGUACAGCCCUCAGCUAUCUAAACAUAAAAUACCGACGAGAUUUUAUCCGAAGAAAUAUUCUGAUGGAUUCAAGCCGAUUCCCAUCCCGAUCUCAAAAUAUGUUGAGGAUUCUAAUGAUGAUGAAAUUCCUAAAGCGAAGCCUCAGAAACCUUUUUAUCCUAUGUUAAGUACGAACGACGAAUACCAAACGACGCCGGAUGAGAAAAAAGUUUACCUUUUUGAGGAAGCUGAAAAGAAGCGCAAGGUGCAAAAAGAAAAUUUAAAUGAAAAGGAGCCUUUGGCAGACAACAACAAGGAGGAUAUAAAGCUGUCGACCGCUGAGCAGCAAGCAUCGGCGAGUCACAAUAGAUAUCCUGAACGUAGUGUUUAUUAUGGAUCGGGUGAGCAGAAUCAGCGGCCAGCAUCGCAACCCGCGCCCCCUGUGCCCCCCGCGCCUGCCGAACGCACAGAGUUCCGCAUGCACGGCAUGAAGGGACCUCAUAGUUACCAGUUCGGAUACGACACAGGCAAAGGUAAAAAUCGUCAGUUCCGAUACGAGGAACGUGACAAUGACGGUCAUGUGCGCGGCCACUACGGCUACAUGGACAGGCACGGCAAGCUGAGGGUCGUCAACUACGACGCCGACCCCGUACACGGUUUCCGAGCUGAAACACCUGUCGAAAAAGAACAGUAAAAAGCGCCUG
Messenger RNA from Papilio machaon (common yellow swallowtail), 1360 nucleotides. RefSeq lists its product as uncharacterized. NCBI's taxonomy places the organism in Eukaryota, Metazoa, Arthropoda, Insecta, Lepidoptera, Papilionidae. The transcript is spliced from 5 exons. The coding region runs from base 7 to 1350 and encodes 447 amino acids. Gene Ontology annotation, cellular component: chitin-based extracellular matrix. Gene Ontology annotation, molecular function: structural constituent of chitin-based larval cuticle. The record is from RefSeq and is a predicted model, not a curated record.